Messenger RNA from Anolis sagrei ordinatus, 3504 nucleotides. The record is from RefSeq and is a predicted model, not a curated record. Lineage: Eukaryota; Metazoa; Chordata; Lepidosauria; Squamata; Anolidae.
AUGGGUGCUGCUCCCCCCACCCCACCCCACUUGAUGCUUCUGACCGAGGCCACUGUCCAUGCCAGGGAGGCUAAAGGUGGCCAGGCAGAGGGAAGGAAUGCCUCGGAGCAGGUGAAGAUGCUGCAGCGGGUGGAGAACUACAACCGGAGCCUUCCACCCUCUGAGCGCGUGCAGACGUCCGUCGAGGUGGAGAAGCCCCGGCCUGAACUCUACCAGCUCCUCAGCCACGGAGACGUGUGCGACGCCUUGCAAGGGUCCAGCCGGAGCUGCCGGUGCCUCCCGGGCUUCCAAUGGGGAGAUGGCCUCUGCAAGCAGAUCCCGGCCUGUGGGGGUCUCCUGGGGGCCGUGGUCUCUCUGGUCACCGCCUGCGACUGCCUCAGUUUCCCCGCCGGGAACAUCGGGUACUGCCUGCCUCCGCUGCAGGCCAACAAAGCUUCGGAAACCACAACGCUGCCCCCAAAAACUGCCUCGGGGGAGGAAGUGGGGCUCUCCUUCCAGGUGGGCGAAGGGGCCACGGACGUGAAGCUCUACCUGCUGCGCCCUGAAUGGAACGGAGAGGCCAAGGAGGUCCGCAAUGGGACAGCAGUGGUUUUGGAAUUGAACGGAUCGGAGGCUGCGCUGAGGGUCUCUCCGCUCUCCCCAGACUGGGAAGGAACCUACAUCUGCCGCUUCCAUCGUGGGGAGGAGCUCUUGGAAAUUCGGCAGGAGGUCUCCAUCCCGCUGGUCUCCGCAGACCUCAUCCCAGGCAUAUCCCAGCAGUCCAUGGACUGCAGCUCCCAUCGUCCACUGACCCUGGAGUGCUGCAUCCGAGACAGAGGCGUGGAAGGAGUCAAAGCAGCCUGGGGCCCCGGAGAGACGGCCUUUGCUGACCCUGUGUCCGGAAAUGGGGGCUCUCUCUGCCACCGCUUGACCUUGGUCUCCUGCCCCGACGAAGAGGAAGCGGCCUUCGUUUGCUCCUUCCAAGGUCAGGGAACCGCGUCCAUCCAGAGCACCGUGCAGGUCAGCCCCAUUCGAGUCGGAGACCUCUUCUGCCCCGUGGAGGAGGCAGGGGGCAGUUGGGGGGCCACCAAAGCCGGACGGACGGCAGAGCUCCUGUGUCCAGAAGGCAAGGAAGGCAAGCUCCUGCGCAACUGCUCCGACGGAGGCAUCUGGGGACCCAUAAAGGGUGGAUGCACCAGCCAGAAGCUGCUCUCGGAUCUGCACCAGGCCCAGCUACUCCAGGCGGGGCUGGGAGACCCCCAGACGGCGCUCCCCACAAUGCUGUCCUGGCUGGACGGGGCGGCCGUCGGAGACCUGGACUCUUCUCCACAGGACCUGCUCACCACCAUUGCCAUCAUGGACGCCCUCUCGCACGUGGCACUGGAUGCCCACAUCCGCCUGGAGAGCAAUGCGGUGGCGGCCUUCCUGAGUGCCGCCAACAAGAUGCUCAGCUUGGACCCGGAGACGGCUUGGUCGCCGGCAGAGGCCUUGGACUCUAGAGCCGCGUCGGGGUUUCUGCAAGCCUUGGAGAACCUGACCGGCCUCCUGCUGCCCCCAGAGCAGGGCUUCAACCUGACGCUCCCCAACCUGGAGCUCCUGAGCUUCCGCCUGAGCCCCGACCAGGAGGAUGAGGGGUUCUUGAAGACCUUCAACACGGACCCUCCGGCCUCGGUGCGCAUCGCGGAGGAGGAGCUGGAGGAGCUGCUGCGCCGAGAGGGCAACCUCACCAUCACCGCCUUGGCCCUGAAGCGCAUGGAGGGGGUCCUGCCCCAUAGCCACCUGGCCAGCCUGGUCAUGUCCAAUGCCAUCAGGUCCUCCAACGGGAGUGUGACGGACGUGGUGGUUGAGAUGGUGUUUGGCCACUGGAAUGCGACCAACAGAGAAGAAAGUGGGGAGGAAGAGGCGGCCAAGUGUGUUUUCUGGAACCACAGCCUGGUGGGCGGGGUGGGGGCCUGGUCCACGCAGGGCUGCCGGACCUCCUCAGACACCGAAGGGGCCACCAACUGCACCUGCCACCACCUGACCUCCUUCUCGGUCCUCAUGUCCGCCGGCCCCGUGCCCAACAGCGCAGCCUUGACCAUCCUGAGCACCGUCGGCCUCUGCGCCACCAUCAUGGCCCUCGUGGCUACCCUCCUCAUCUACUACCUAGUCUGGACCUCAGUGGUGAAGAACAAGGUCUCCUACUUCCGCUACACCACGCUGGCCAACCUGGCUUUCUCCUUGCUUCUUGCCAGCCUCUGCUUCCUGGCCGCCUCCCGCCUGAGCGCCAGCCACGAGAGCCAGCUGUGCGUGGCGGCCGCCUUCUUCUGCCACUUCUUCUACCUGGCCACCUUCUUCUGGAUGCUGGUCCAGGCUCUGAUGCUCUUCCACCAGCUGGUCUUCGUCUUCCACCGGCUGAGCAUGAACACUGUGGUGCCGGCCAUGCUGGUCCUGGGCUACCUCUGCCCCCUGGCUAUUGCCGCCGCCACCGUGGCUGCCACCUUCCCAUCUCGGCGCUAUCUGCAGGAGGGACUGUGUUGGCUCAGCGCUCGCAGUAAAGCACUCUACGCCUUCUCCGUCCCGGUCCUGGCCAUCGUUUCGGUCACUGGCGUGCUCGUGGUGGUGCUGCUGAAGCUGAUGCGGCCCUCGGUCUCAGAGGCGUCUCCCGGGGAGGAAAGGCGGGCGUUGGUGGGACUCUUCAAGGCCCUUCUGGUCCUGACGCCCAUCUUCGGCCUGACCUGGGGGCUGGGGGUCAUCACCAUGACCGGCCAGGCCUCUCCGGCCACCCACUACGCCUUCACCCUCCUCAACGCCUUCCAGGGAGUCUUCAUUCUGAUCUUUGGCUGCCUGAUGGACAGGAAGGUGAGAGGAGCUCUGGCCCAACGAUUCUGUAAACCACCCCCCAGCAAGACCAGCACCAUGCAGGAGGUUCUUCUCAAGGUUUGGCUGGAACUCCUCUUGAAGUACAGGUUUGUAGGAAAAGGCAUUGCAGCUCAGCGUCCUGACAGAGCUGCUACUCCUAGUAGCAGUGGGGAAAGGUCUCCUCGGGAGUCAGAGAGUGAAAGGCAGCGUCAACACGUUAGAGAAAUCCUCCUGGCACCAAGCGACAGUGAUACGUUUAUGGGCUUCUCAGAUUACGACAUGGGGAAUGGGGAAGCAUCUAGAGGUGUUAAAAGGACUGUUUGUGAGCCAGAAUCUGAAGGAGAAGCACAGAGGAAGUGUAUUCAGGAGUUACUUAGGGAACCCACUUCUGAGGAGGACUUUUUGGGCUUUGAGGGGGAUUUGGGGUCUGGAAGUGACAUGGAAGGGGAGGAAUUGGAUUGGACUCAGGUACAGAAUAUAAGAGACAUCUGCAACCAGCCCACUUCCAGCGAGGAGUUCGAGGGGUUCAUGGGGGACUGGCAGCCAGGUGAUUCUUGGCAGAAUCUGACCCCUGAUAGUAAUUGGCAAAGGUGGAGAGAUGGGCAUUCAGCUGCAGACUUGGAAGCAGGUGAUAGCGAUGAUGAAAGGGUGGGGAGCUCAUCAAGCUCUGACAAUGAGCUUUAA